GAUGGGGCUGCCGCGUUACCAGCGGGGUUAGGUUGCCUUACUCAAGGGCACCUAUUGUAUUAUUAAUAUGCAAAAUGUCACUGGGAUCCCAAGUUCCCUUGACUGACUUCCUGCACAAAAUAUGCAUGCUCAGAUAAUGUAAAAGAAUUACUAAUUACACAUUUAAAAAGUAUUUUUACCCCCCAAAAAAUAAGAAAAAGCAUAAACAGUGAUUUAUAUUAUCAUUUUUAAAAUUCAGACAGGGGGUGGGUGUGUCAGCGGUUGUACUGCGUGGGCAGUGAUGGUAUGUCAGGGUUCAAAUGCAUUUAUUUUAGGUUUUGAAGAUGGUGUUGAGUUACUGUUUAAUCAUAUUGUGGCUGCUGAGAUUAAUCAUGUGACCCAUUGGAGGGGUCCAGACCCCUUAGAUUGGGAACUACUGCUCUAGAAUAUUAAAAUAUAUACUGAGAAUUCACACUCAUACUGCUGAACACUUUAAAACCCGUUUUACUGCGGAGGAUGUGGGAUAUCAAUAGCCUUCGGUUACCUCUUAGCAGCUCCUCAGUUGGAUGGAAGUUGUUGCUGAACAAAAGUCUAAAAAUCUCUGAACAUAAAGCUCUCCCAAGUGUGAGUAAAUAAGAGGCUCCAAUGUAACUCUUGAUUGCCAACUGUAUGUAACAAUAACUGAACUCCAGUAUCCAACUGUGCCUACCUGCCUGGGCUUAAGAGUAUAAUCACACACUCCCACUGGUGGUAAGUGGUAGCUACCAUUUAGGAAACAAAAUAUAGUUUUCAACAUUUUUUUUUGGUGCAUUUUAUGGUGCCACUCAUUCAACUGAACUGCUGUGUUUAGAAGCUUUCAUUUACUGCUCUUUUGAUGUCUGGGUUUCAAAUACAUGAUCUUUCACUGUUAUUGCUGUUUUUCUUUUGGGUUUAGAAAACAGAUCAGUUCUGUUCCAGCUGCUCACUGCAAUAGAUAGUUAUGUAAAAUGAGAAAUAUUCCAAAAUGAUCCAUGCAAAUGUAUGUAAUGGUGUGCUGUGCUACUUUAUCAGUCUGGGGUAGAUGACUGAAAGAAGAUACACUGAUGUGAGAAUGACUCAACAAUUAAAAUGCCUUUUUUUGUCAGUUUAAUUUUCUCUCUUUGUACAUGUUCAGCUUUGCCUGCCUUGUUUUUUUUAGAAGCAGUGUUUGAAUUUAUACAUUAUGUCACCUUCUUAAAACAGUACCAACCGUUGUAUCUUUAUUUUGUCUGGAAACUGUCUUUAACCGAGUGAGAAGGGGCAGUAGGUGUGUUUUAAUACUUCUAGAGAGAGUAAAAAAGGUUUUAAAUCAAACUUGUAAAACAGAAACAAGUUAAUUCUACUUCCCACUUUUGAGUUGCACACAUACUACCAACCCCUGUUAAAAUUGGUGUUACAGUUUCAUCUGUAAAGCCACAGGGGGACUCGAUGUUGCAUUUGCAUUUAUUUCAGCCGAAAUACACUGCCUGUUGUUGUUCGAUGUCACACGCUGAUUUGACUGGUAAAUGUGAUGUGUAAAAGACGUGUUUGCUCACAUGUCCCUUUAUGUUCAUUAUCACAUCAUCAGUAAAAUACGGUCAGACUGAAUUAAAACUCUGGCUUUCUCUGUUUUUGUCUGUAAUGCGGGAAUGUAUUCUAUUAUGCUUUUAUAAAACACUCCUGUGCUUUGCAGACAAUUAAUUUGAAAUCGAUCCCUGGCACUCACCUUUUCAUCUGCCCAUAUUCAUGUCUGUACACCUGAAUCGCCAUUGAUAACACAUCUAGGAGGGACAGUGAUAUUAUAUUCUGACCUCAUUUGCAGCAUGAGGGUGGAGAUCUCUCAUCACUGAGGGGCUAGAGCUUGUCUGUGUUCUGUACCUCCCUCUUCUGCCUGAUUACACACUUCCUUGGCGUUUGUGCAAGAGAAAUGGGUACAAGUGUAAAUCAGUUAAAGAAGUUUUGAGAGAAAAGGGGAAACUUUGCUUUACUUUUUGUGGGCAAUAGAAUCUUCAGAGGGCAGUUGGACAUUUUUUGAGUCCUCUUCAUCCUGUUUGACUGCCAUGCCUGCUUACACAGUGACAGUUUCCACUGGGAGCCAGUGGUUCGCAGGGACAGAUGACUAUAUCUACAUUACGCUGGUGGGCACGGAGCGAUGCAGCGAGAGAACACUGCUGGACAAACCUCUGUACAAUGACUUUGAGAGGGGGGCGGUGGACUCCUAUGACGUGAGGGUCGGGGAGGACCUGGGUGACAUUGUGUUGGUGAAGAUUGAGAAAAAGAAGUACUGGGUGCAUGAUGACUGGUAUUGUAGGUACAUCACAGUCAAGACCCCAUCUGGGGACUAUGUGGAGUUCCCCUGCUUCCGCUGGCUGGUGGAUGACAAGGAAGUGGUGCUACGUGAUGGAAGAGCACAUCUGCCUCAGGAUGAUAAGACCAGCCUGGUCAAGCAGCACAGACAAAAAGAGCUGGAUAUGAGAAGAAAAACCUACAGAUGGAAGGAGUGGCAGCCAGGUUUUCCUAUGAGCAUAGAUGCUAACAGACACAAGGAUUUGCCCCGGGACAUCCAGUUUGACAGUGAGAAGGGAGUGGACUUUGUGCUGAACUACAGUAAGGCAAUAGAGAACCUAUUUGUGAACCAGUUCAUGCACAUGUUCCAGUCCUCCUGGAGCGACUUCGCAGACUUUGAGAAAAUCUUUGUGAGAAUCAAAAACACAAUCUCAGAGUAUGUGAUGCAACAUUGGAAGGAGGACUUCAUGUUUGGGUACCAAUUUCUAAAUGGUUGCAACCCCGUAAUGAUCCAAAAGUGCACCAAACUUCCUGACAAGUUUCCUGUCACUCAUGAAAUGGUCUCUGUCAGCCUGGAGAGAGAGCUGACUCUGGAGGAGGAGAUAGAGGCAGGUAACAUCUACAUCGUAGACUACGAGGUGAUAGACGGCAUCAGUGCUAACUGCACAGACCCGUGCACACUGCAGUACCUGGCAGCUCCGAUCUGUCUUCUCUACAAGAACAUUCAGAACAAGAUCCUGCCCAUAGCCAUACAGCUCGGGCAGACUGCAGGUGAUCACAACCCGAUCUUCCUGCCCACUGAUGGUAAGUAUGACUGGCUGCUGGCUAAGAUCUGGGUUCGCUCGGCUGAUUUCCAGUACCACCAGACCAUCACACACCUGCUCAAGACACAUCUCAUAACAGAGGUGUUUGGUAUUGCCAUGUACAGGCAGCUUCCUGCCGUUCAUCCAGUGUAUAAGCUGCUUAUGCCACACAUUCGUUUUACCAUCGCUAUCAACACCAAGGCCAGGGAGCAGCUCAUCUGUGAGUGUGGCAUCUUUGACAAGGCAAACGCAACCGGUGGAGGUGGUCACGUCCAGCUGAUUCAGAAGGCUAUGAAGUGUCUGACCUUCAGGUCUCUGUGCUUCCCGGACAUGAUCAAGGCCCGCGGUGUGGACAAGAAGGAAGAGCUGCCAACCUACUUCUACAGAGACGACGGCUACAGGGUGUGGGAGGCCACAAAGAGUUUUGUGUCUGAUGUGGUGCAUAUUUAUUACACCAGCGAUGAGACAGUGCAGGAAGACGAAGAAAUCCAGGCCUUUAUUAAAGAUGUGUGCAGCUUCGGUAUGCAGGACUUCGAUUACUGUGAGUUUCCCAAGUCCGUGAAAUCACGUGAAGAGCUGAUAGAGUAUCUGACCGUCGUUGUAUUCACUGCUUCAGCCCAGCAUGCAGCAGUCAACUUUGGGCAGUAUGACUGGUGUUCCUGGAUCCCAAACGCUCCAUCUACCAUGCGACGGCCUCCACCCAACCAGAAGGGCUUGGCAGAUGUGAACAUGAUCAUCGAGAGCCUCCCUGAUCGUGGACGGUCCAGCUGGCAUCUGGGGGCUGUCUGGGCCCUCAGCCAGUACCAGGAGAACGAGCUGUACCUGGGCAUGUAUCCUGAUGAGCACUUCAUAGAGAAGCCAGUGAAGGCGGCCACGGAGAAGUUCAGGAAGCAGCUGACAGAGAUAUCCAGCUCCAUCAAGAGGAGGAAUGAUGGAAAGAAGCUGCCUUACUACAACAUGUCCCCUGACAGAAUCCCAAACAGUGUCGCCGUUUGAGGAAUAAAACUCACUUCUUUGGAAAAGAGGAUUGUCAUGUCCCUACUUGAUAUUUUGCAUUAAGAACGCUGAAGUUCUGCUAACAUUACUGAGUCCAAAUACGCUAUUAGAAAACUAUUUUGUCAUCCGAGUGUGUGAUUUUGAUGUAAAUGCAUAAAUGACAAAAACUAGCCAGCUUCUAAACUGACUGAAUAUUUGUUAAAAUGUUGUUGCAUCAAGUUUCCAAUUUAUAAAUGCAGUGUCAUUUCUAUCUGCUGUGCAAAACAAAAGCUGCUGAAUAAAGUUAAAUUGCUUUACAUUUGAUAAUAACCUUUUAACAGUGUCACUCACAAACAAAUCUUGUUACCAUGACAUUUAAAUUCAGACUGCACAAUAAAUUACACGGCGUACACUG
This is a messenger RNA of Morone saxatilis (striped sea-bass), 4455 nucleotides long. RefSeq names its product arachidonate 5-lipoxygenase a (gene alox5a). The coding region runs from base 2037 to 4061 and encodes 674 amino acids. Gene Ontology annotation, cellular component: nuclear envelope. The transcript has 14 exons. The record is from RefSeq and is a predicted model, not a curated record. Gene Ontology annotation, biological process: linoleic acid metabolic process; lipid oxidation. Gene Ontology annotation, molecular function: protein binding; arachidonate 5-lipoxygenase activity; iron ion binding. NCBI's taxonomy places the organism in Eukaryota, Metazoa, Chordata, Actinopteri, Moronidae.